AUGACAGAUCUGUAUACCAACAGCUCCGCCAACACAAUAUACACUCACCUCCGCUCCUUAAGUAACACAAUCAGUGACUUCGGAGAAACAAUAACUUCUCUCCACCUCUCCGCUUUUGUCCCCUCCCAAUCAGACCCAACCAUGCCUUCCUUCAACCACUCAGGCUCUAUACGCCACCGCUUCCUCCGCAUAAUCAGUUUCGGGCGUUACAGCAGUAGCAGCGCAGAUGACCUGGAGCCAUUGACCAACAACGGAAGCCGCAGAUACAGUGCACCAGCUGAUCUGGAAGAGCAAAGCAGUCGACCUUUGUAUACUGCCCACCAAAGCCCUCAAUCUUCGGAGAGUGCGCAGACGACUAUUGUGCAUGAGAUUCCUGCUGGAAAAGCGCCGUUCUCGAUCUCUGGCUUGCAUGAUCAGUAUCGCGGCCGUGUUAUUUCGGAAGCUGAGUUUGAUACACCGCCUAGUCUGGAAGCUGCACAAGAGACUGUACGCCCUGCUGAACGGAGCCGAGUGUUGGCACCAAGACACGGCUUUCCGCUCCCUACACGCACCGGGUAUUUUACUGAAGCCAUGCCCUCUGCUGGAGCUACGCCCUGGCCUGCUAUCCAUGACACCGCCCGCCUUCACCGCGACAAAUCGUAUCUCCAUUGCAACGUCUGCAGUGGGGUCCUGGAGUAUAGUCAGAUCCACUGUCCACGUUGUGCUGCCAGGACUCUUCACCAUGUGCCCGGUGCCCAAGAGGAUUCAGAUCCAGACCACAGAGACAACAACGAGCAACCAGAAGCCACGACAGAGGAAAGUAGUUGGAACACUCAAGGUCUCGAAGCCAGUACCGUCGAGGAGUCUUGGACAACCACUACAAACGAUGCAGUGGAAGCUUCUUCCCCUUCUCCAAAGCACACGCAAGAGAUAACCUCACAAUCUACCGAAAAUCAUGACCCGCACUCGCGAUGCUGUUGCUGCUGUUGCGGUACAGGAGUCACCCUUAUCAACCAUGGCCACCCUAGUGCCCCAAGGGUUCAUGCCACUACAGCUGUCAUCUUCAUUGGCCCUGCUCCCGACAAACGCACGUACCCAUUUUGGAAACGUGCCAUGCCUCGCCACCAUAUCUGUUAUCGAAUUUGGGGUGGGGAGAAUGUUGACGUCUUUGAAAAGGCGAAUCAAGUGUGCAAGUGUGGUGAAGGGAAGCAAGGAGAAGCUUCUGAGAAGAAAAGUACUUGGUGGAUGAGGUGGUCUAAGUGGUUUAGCUGUUGUUGA
Molecule: messenger RNA, 1257 nt
Organism: Aureobasidium namibiae CBS 147.97
Lineage: Eukaryota; Fungi; Ascomycota; Dothideomycetes; Dothideales; Saccotheciaceae
Exons: 2
Coding region: 1-1257 (418 amino acids)
Source: RefSeq, a predicted model, not a curated record